ACGCGCAGUCGGUGCUGGCCAUUGGGACGCCAAAAGGACAGGAGGGGAUGUGUUGUUGUGCUGAUGGCUCUCAUUCUUCCUCCUAUAAGAACUCGCUUUUUAUUUCAAACGGAAACGCAGGUGUAGCCUCCUCAUCCCCUCCCUCCACACCAUCAACAUACUACUUAUCCCAGUUUUCCUUGCGCCGCAUCUCUCCCUCCAAGUCACCAGAGGAGGAUUUUUACGCGCCGGAUGGGAAGAAUAUCAUUAUGUUAAAUGAAAUGUGGCGCGUCUCUUUUGUGCACCGCCUGAUGCCGCCGCUGUGAAUGUGUGCCACCCAGCACAGAUGACCUGAGCCGGGCGGCAGAGGCAACUACAGCGCUUGUUCCUUAAAGAGAAGACUUUUUGAUAACCAUGGCUGACCAGUACAGUAUGUUUCUCACCACUGCGCCCCCCCUCCGGCGUGGAAGCACACCGCUGCCUCUCAAACACCAGCUGCGAAGGGAAGAGGCCGUGUCUGAGGACUGCGAUUGGAUCCCGGGCAUUGAGGAGCCUGCCACGUUGCCUAUCAGUGACACAGCGGUGCCUCGAGAUGAGUCCUUCAGCCAAUCAGCCACCGCCCAGUCGACUUACCACAGCCACGGCGGGGCAUUGAGGAUAGUGUUACUGGGACAGAAUGGCGUGGGGAAAUCGUCACUAGCCUUAUCUCUGGCUGGGCAGUCUGACAGAUCCCUCUCUAUAGACUCUGAGACCCAAGCAUGUGGCGAAGGCUAUGAGUGCUCAGUGACCGUCGACGACGAAGACAGUAAAGUCAUAAUCUUUGACAACUGGAAACAGGACCUGUCCACUCUACAGUGUGAUGUGUGUAUCCUGGUCUUCUCAGUGACUGACAGGCGAAGUUUCCACCGCACCGCCCAGCUCCGCCUCCUCCUCAGGGAGUCCCAGCCACACACACCAAUCAUCCUGGUGGGCAAUAAAAGCGACCUUGUCCGCUCCCGUGAAAUCAGCUCUGAGGAGGCCCAAUCCAGCGCCAUGAUGUUCGACUGCCUCUACAUGGAGCUCUCGGCUUCCCUGGACCACGGCACCAACGAGCUGUUAGAGGCCGCAGUUCGGACCGCGAGGGGUGACUGCGUUGGCCCUGGCUGGACCGACGGCGACCCCGGGUCAGGCCGCAGGGAGAGCCUGACCAGCAGGGCCAAGCGCUUCCUGUCGGGGCUGGUACCACGCUCAUAUGGGCGGGACCGUGACCGGGAUCGGGGACGCUACCGGGAGAUGAGCCGCCACCGGGGCAGCAAGAUCCUCCGCCAGAAGUCUCGCUCCUGCCACGACCUCAGUGCACUGUGACCAUAUACAUACACGAAGAGACACACUCCUGCACUUGUACACACACACACCAGAUUGAAAGGAGAGGGAGAUGUUAAAACCAUAGAAGAAGUGGGAACAUUCAAGGGGUGGAAAGGCAGAUUAAGGUCAAAAAGGAGAGAAAGCAGGAGAAAAAGUUAAGCUGAAAUCAUCCUGGAUCGCAGCACUGAACCUUUAUCUCUUCCCUAUCACUGAAAGCAAUUUUGCAAGACGAAAAGGCCAGCUGGGAGAGAAAAAACAGACAAACAGAUAAGGGGGCGAACUUGAUUUGGUGCUCCAGCUUGAAGCAGCAACGCUCAUUACCUGAAGAGAGCAGGAGAGCAAAAAUUAGUGACACUGGAGAGAGUCACGUAAAGAUGCUGAUUGGAAGUUUGCUGUCGGAGGGAGGGGAUGGGGGUCACAAAUAAUCACACACCUGAGUAGCACGCACUGAUUACGUAGAGACUGAUAGCAGUCUAAUGUAUACCUAUUGUGAACCCUGUUUUAUAGCAUGCCGAGUAGACGAUCUAAGACAAGACCCUGUAGGUUUUACAAUUCCUUGAUUGACUGAACCUCAGUGGCUGAUAGCUAAUGCACAAUCCAGCUAGUGUCUCUAGCAACGCCAUCUCAAAGGCAAAACCCUUUAUUUAUAUGGAAAAAAAUGCUCCUUGCAUUUUUUUAGCCACAAUCUUCACACCACAUCCACCUUUUGUGUCCUGUUUUGAAGUGUUCCAUAAUACCACCAAUGGCAUACAUCUGUCAUUUUUUAUACAAGGCACCCAAGCCAUAUAUCUGCUGAAUGCAUCAUGAGCAAUCAGCACAAAGAAUCUUUUACCGAAGGAGCGAACGGAAAAAAAAAAAAGGUCAGAGUGGCUAUAAGGAAGAAGAUGUAAGCAGAGCUGACCAGACUGAUCUUUUCUUCAGUCACUGAACGAUGUUCUUGAAGCACAGGAGGACAAACAAGAGAAAACCUAAUCUACCUGUGGCUGUUUGAUGUUUUUCCUUUUUUUUUUCUCUUUCUACCCACUGGCAUCAGUAUGUGUGUUGAGACUGAAUUCUGUGGGGGCUGGCCACACAGGUGACCCAUAACAGAACGUUCUGGAAACGUUGUUUGGAUAUCUUGUCAAGCGUGGCCGCGUCACCGACACACUCGUUUGUCACAGUCUACUAAACACUCGUCUUUCCACUGAGAAUAAAUUAAUUUUUGUUUGACAUCC
Molecule: messenger RNA, 2537 nt
Organism: Plectropomus leopardus (leopard coralgrouper)
Lineage: Eukaryota; Metazoa; Chordata; Actinopteri; Perciformes; Serranidae
Gene: rem2
Product: RAS (RAD and GEM)-like GTP binding 2
Cellular component (GO): plasma membrane
Molecular function (GO): GTPase activity; GTP binding; calcium channel regulator activity
Source: RefSeq, a predicted model, not a curated record